This is a messenger RNA of Cloeon dipterum, 5660 nucleotides long. RefSeq lists its product as uncharacterized. The record is from RefSeq and is a predicted model, not a curated record. NCBI's taxonomy places the organism in Eukaryota, Metazoa, Arthropoda, Insecta, Ephemeroptera, Baetidae. Bases 121 to 5553 code for a protein of 1810 amino acids. The transcript has 16 exons.
AAACUCCGAUUGAUGGCAAAAAUUGAAAAUCGGGCGCGUAUCUACUUUUAAUCCGAUACCUAAGAGAGUCAUCUAGAUUUAUGUAUGGAUGUCCAAAAUUAUUUAAGAUAGAAAGUUAGGAUGGAUUCAGAGUUGCAUCCUGGCGACGGAGACACAAUCAAUGCCCUCGCGCUCAGUGCUGAGGUUGACAAAGGGGAUGAAGAACCAUUCUUCGCAGAUCAGGCGUUGUCGGAGGCGAUGGAGCAGACAAUAGCAGAAACAACAAUGAAGGAUGUGGGAGAGGAGGACGUGGAUGAAGCUCUACGAAACUUAGCGAAUCUAGAUAAUUUUGACGAAUUCUUUGAUGAUGCUAUUGAGCCAUCGAUACCUGAAGCUGCGCCAAGUUCACUCUCUGGGACUCAUGAGAACCAAAGUUUGGAUGCACCAGCUCGAUUUGACGCAGAAACCUCUGAGGUUGUGCUUGUCGAGUGCACCAGUGAGAAUGUUGCUCCUUUUGUCAUAAAAAAUGAACCUGUGUCUGAUGAAGAGGAAAUGACAGAAUUCAAAGAAGAUAAACAAGACAUUAUUGACCAAGUGGGAAUCUCUAUUCCACUUGAACAAAGUUUGUCACUUGUGCCAAACUUGCCAGCAAAUUUUGGAUUAAAAAGUUUCGACUGGGAGGAGCCUGAGAAGCCUGCGAUCCCUAGUAGCAUUGCGGGUCAACCAUUUACUAUCAAAAUUAGAAAUGAUUUGCUUCAGACUAGAAUUAAGGAAGAGGCAGUGAAUGAACCAGAUGAGAAAUUAGAAGAACCAGCAAAGACUUUGACCGAGACGGAAAAUGUUCAGGCUGACCAAAAUCAAGAGAAACCGGAAGAAAGGGUUGAGCUGAAGGCCUCUAGCACACAUGGCAGUUCAGCUGAUUCAGAUGUAGCUGCAAAAGAGAAGCAUGAGAAGAAAGUCGAGAAGAAAAAGAAGGCUAAAGAAACUAAAAAAGUGUCAAAAGUAGUUAACAAGAAGCCACCGGCAGUUCGGUCUGGAAUUCGCUUGUUGGAACACGGAGCUCCAGUCCAAUGGUUGAUAGACGCAGUGAGAAUCAUGUUGAGGUCAAAGCAUAAUUAUUCCGCUCAAGACAUGGACACUUGCUUGGACCAGUUGACCGUUCUUCCGUGCGUCGUCAAUCUUCGCCGUUUGAGCGAAGCAGAGAUCAAGGUGGCGUGCAAAGCAAAAAAGAAGACUAUGGAAGUUGAACCACCUCAGAAUUACAGUUCGUCAAAGAUGAAGGUGAUUAGAAACGAAAUAGUGGAUCUCAUCUUAGCCAAAGAGGAAAUGGGGAAGGAGGAGGCGAAGGAGCAGAAAAAGUUGAAAGAGCAAGCAAAGAAGAGGAAGUCGCAGGGCAAAGAAAAGGAGAAGAAGAAAAAGAGGCAACGACUUAUGUCUACCGAUGAAGAUUCUGACAAAGAUUCCAAAAAGUCUGUGAAAGUCAAAUCAAAAAGUGCCGCGGUAGAUGACGCAAGUAAAUCAGUAUUUGAGUCGGCGGAAGAAACAAGAUCUGAGGGGUCAAUAUCCAGGGACAGUAGUGUUUCCAGAGGUGAAGAAAAAGCCAAGGAAAAGAGCGAGACUGAAAAGACUGUUGCCAGAAGUGAUUCUAGAAAUGAAGAGCCGGUAAAGAUAAAGAAGGAGGUAGUUGAAAAGGCUGACAAAGAUACCUUGCCGGAAAGAAGUAAUUCCAGAUCUGAGGAGAAAAAAGACAAGGAAAAGAAAGAAAGAAAGGACAAAAAAGAAAAUGAGAAAGAAAGAGAGCUGAAAGAGAACAGCAAAAAGCAAAGCAAGCAAGAAAAGAAUCGAGUUAAGAAGCCAGAGGUUCCUAAACCGUUGCAGACACCAUCUUUCAAAAUUCCGAAAAGAACAGAAACUUCCAAACCACCCAAGGAGUUUUCCAUACUUCCUGCCCAAGAUCUUGAACACCGCAGACCUGAAAAGAAAGUACCUGUGCAGAAUGUGCCGAGGGUAGGAAGAAAGGCUGUCACAUUAGAGAGAUCUGUCCAAACUGACCCACUCAGCUGCAUGAAAAACUACAGUGGACCUAGUGUAGAGGAUCUUAUGCUUUUGGCGCGGCAGCAAAUUAGAGAAGCGCCAAUAGUUCUUGCAAGAUGGUCCAGGAAUCCACCAGUGGCAGCUGCUGAGUUGGUCCGCUUCCAACAUAUCAGGCAGAAGAAAGCAGAGGCAGAAAAAGCGGCCAGGGAAGUGGAGAAGCAUAGAGAGACUGAUAGACUGAAGCACAAGAUUUCCGUCAACGACUACAAGAACCGAAAAUACACUCCAAAGCCAUUGAGCAAAAUGGGCCAAACAGAACGGAAACACCAAGAAACUCUGAUGCGCAGAGAGCACAGGGCCCACCAAGAUACUGUGCCAAAUGGCCUGGAGGCUGCUCUACCAUCAACCACUGGAAGCAGAGACGUCAACUCUCCUCAGGUGGAGGACGUCGGCCAAUCUGUGAACAGGAGGCUUGCUCCUGAAAGUGACAAACCUCACGCCUCCACAACCCCAAGAUCUGAAACACACCACAAACAGCAUUUUGCAGUGCCUAAAUCUAGUCCAAGCAUCGCACAGGACAACAUUAUGGAGGAAGCAGGUUUCUCUCCCCUUCAAAAUUCUCUAGGUAACAGCACCCCUACACAAGACGAGCUGGACCUGACAAGUAUUGUGAAAACAAGCAGCUCUUUCAUGAUCCCAACUUCUCAGCUAAAUACCAGUGAUAUUCCCGCAAAUAUUUCAUUAGAUGAACGAUUACGCCAGACUAACCCAUUCCUCAUGCAGCUUGCAUCGCAAAAAGCAGCUCCAAGUCCAGUGCCACCUCCAGUCAGAGCACCAAACGCACAAAGUUCUCCAAGGCCGUCUUUCUUUCCUUUGCCUGGUGCGACCCCUCCUCAAAUGGAUUCCUCAAGGAGUCCUGCUCUCGGCAACGGACUUGCAUUUCCUUACAGCUCGCCAAAUGCAUUUGGUGUACCUCAACCUGUGCCUCAUCCAAUCACUGCAGCUCUAAAGCCUGUACCUCCGCCAACUGUGGUAACAGUUCCAGAACUUAGCAAUAUAUGGAACGCCUCCAAUCUCCUUGAUGUGCAGGACUUUGACCGGCAAAUCAAAGGCCACAAACUGCCUUCGUUGUUUAGAGACACGUCUGAGGAGGUUUCAUUCUGGAAGUUAGUGUUGGACGAGUUUCCCAUUCCUGAAUUUUUAUGUAACAGAUGUGUUGUUGAGAUGAAAGGUCAAGGGUGCAAAGUUCCCAGAUGUCCUCAGCUGCAUGAGUUGGUGUCAAUGAGUAUCUGUAUGCAAAACCUAUCACCAAUCAGAAGUCUGGAGUGUUACUUGUCCAUCCGACAGAAGCAGUUCACUGUGUACUACCAGCCAUGUUUUGAAGAGCUUUUGAAGAAGUUGUCUCGAGCCAGUGAAGCUCGGCUGCUCUUGUGCCUGUGCUACGAAGUCAUGUACCGUGAAGAUGAACUUGGGCCUUACUGGUGGUCUCGCCUAGUAGAAGCUCUCUUGCAAGUCGCUGACGCAAUUAGAGAUGACAACGCCUUUGAGUUGAAAAGAGUGUUAAUCUACGUCAUGGGCCACAGAACUUGCACUUUGAUGCUGCGGAAUGAAGUUGCUCGGCUCAGCAUCAGGACAUACCAGCACGUGCAUGUGGUGCUGAAUGAACUUUUCAGAGACAGAGAUUUCGUUGCUCAUAAGAGUAUCGUAGAGCCUCUCAUCGAGCACAUCUUACUGAACAAAAUUCAGCCUUGGACCAAACGUGCCUUGGAGAUUCUGGUAGCAAAUGUGCCUGACAGUGUUUGGCAUCGUUUCAAACAGGGUGUCAUCCAUGAAUUGGCCUACUUGUGCGGGGAGUCUGACAGAAUUUCCCUGUAUACCAAGUCUGGCAGGGCGCCACCCACUUCCGCUGCAUUUGGAAGGCAAAUUCCAACCCUUAUCAAAAGUGCAUCUACACAGUCCCCAGCUGCUCCGUCAAAACUUGAUGUAAAACCUCCUCUUCCGCCUCCAAAUCCCUUGCAGCGGUCGAUAAACCCUCCCUUGCCUCCGUCAGCUUCUCCUUUGCCACCCCUGCCUCCAGAAGUACCAGCAGAGAUACCACCGCCUCCACCAACAUCUGUUCAGCCACCUCCAAUGCCUCACGAAAUUUUGAUCAGUGGAGUAGACAUGAGCAGGCCGUACAGUCCUUCUGAGAAGGCUGAUGAUGAGCUGGAUGACCCCUUCGAUGUUGAGCACAAUGCUGAAUCAUUGAAGGUGCUCUGCGUUGGACAUGACAAGCCCGAACUGAUUCGUGAUUUGUUUGCGCGAUUGUUGAGAGCUGUGGAAUCUGAAGACUUUGCCAGAGUUACUUCAAUUGUUCUGAGACAUCCUGGUGACAAGUUGCCCCGGGGGCGAAUUUUGUACAAUAUUUUAAAGGAGAGGAUGCAGAGGCCUAGCCAAGGUUUUCUGAAAGUUGCAUCUUAUGCUAGUGUCAAAAGCAAUGCUCAAACUGCACAAGCUGGACUGGCGCAAAAAUUUCACAAUCUUCUCGGCACCAUUGGGAUCAACAUUUUGCUCGAUCUGGUUGACCAAGACUGUAUGAAUGAAGCUCUACCUGUCUACUUGACUACCAAGAGCAUGACCCACUUCAACUGGGACAAUGUUACGUCUUACAGGGACUCACCUAUUUCUUUGGAACAGAUUCUGCUUAAAAGUUGCAAGAUGUGCUUCAGAAUGGGACACACACCAGAAGCAUAUGAUCUGCUGAAGAAGUUCCAACAGACCACUGGUUCAAGAGGAUCAAAAGACUUGCUUGAUGUGUUAGAGCUCUUAAUAGAAAAUUCUUUGAACGAGCAUAAAUACAAAGAAACUCUUUUACUGUGGACUCAUGCCAGGGAUACAAAACUGAAGUUUUGCCUCACAAACAACAUCCCCUCUGAACUCCCCAAAAAUACUCUUUCAUUCAUGGUUCGGCUACUCAACAACAAUGAUUUGGAAUUGGUGUUGCAACUUUGGAAAGAAAUGAGAGACGCUCCCAAUUGCCUAGAUAAGAGAACGACAAGAGCAGUUGUGCAGAGAUUGCGUAAGAUAAAUUUGGAGUUUGCGCUGGAUGCCUACAACGCAGGUCGGCUGAACUCUGCUUAUCCGCCUCAAAUGACAAAUCACAGACAAGUUAACAUGUUUUCCUAUUGGACAUAUGAGGAAAUUUAUGUGAUAAUGGAGGAUGUGUUACGAAGACUGGAGAAAACCAUGAAAGGAACUGAUAUUUCUGAUUUCUCUCUCCUCAUUACACUCGAAGAGCUGCCAGAACCGCCUUCUUCCACAGACACAAUUGAGGAAGUCAAAAUGCCUUUUGUAGAUAACUCUUUGCUGACUUUGCAUGAAAGGAUCCAAGAUGUUCUGUCCAAAAUGAACCCACCCAUCGUUCUAAACCCACGUGGAGAUCCCAAGGUGAAAACUGUUCGCGCCAACCCGGUAUCACUCAGAUGUCAUCUCGUGCAGAGGCGAAUCAGGAUGCAGAGGCAGCAACAACAGCACAACAUGCCUCAGCAACAAGCAUCAUAAGAAGUACUCUACUUUUAAAAAUAUUUUUUAUGUCACUCCCGUGGAGCUGUUCACUGAGGAGGUGCCAGAUGUUACUUGCACAAAUAAUAAAGCAAAUUAUUAGCUUU